Molecule: messenger RNA, 1969 nt
Organism: Linum trigynum
Lineage: Eukaryota; Viridiplantae; Streptophyta; Magnoliopsida; Malpighiales; Linaceae
Source: the annotation of a GenBank genome assembly
GUCUCGGCUUCUUCGUCUGAUUUCUCCAUUUAUAAAAUGGAGGAUUCUUGACUUCCCACUUUCUUUCCAUUGAUUACAAAUUCAGAACCCAUCACCCAAUGGCGAUGAUGAAUUCACGAGCUGAAGAUCAACCUCACUCCCAGUCAACCGCCAUGGAUGAGAUCUCAUCCCCAUCACAGCAGCAGCUUCCCAUAAGCACCACCACGAAGACGAUCAAGAAGAAGCAGCUGACUCUGAUCCCUCUCAUCUUCCUCAUCUACUUCGAAGUCGCCGGCGGGCCGUACGGCGAGGAACCGGCCGUACAGGCCGCCGGACCUCUCUAUGCCAUCCUCGGCUUCCUCAUCUUCCCUUUCAUCUGGAGCAUCCCGGAGGCUCUCAUCACCGCCGAGCUCUCCACCGCUUACCCUGGCAACGGCGGGUUUGUCAUCUGGGCCGACCGCGCCUUUGGGCCCUUCUUCGGAUCCCUAAUGGGCUCCUGGAAGUUCCUCUCCGGCGUCAUCAACGUCGCGGCUUUCCCCGUCCUCUGCAUCGAUUACCUCAAGAAGGUAAUCCCAGCUCUCCAAUCGGGCUGGCCGCGGACCAUUUCGAUUUGGGGGUCAACUCUGUUCCUCUCGUUCCUCAACUACACAGGAUUAGUCAUAGUAGGUUACUUCGCCGUGUUCUUGGGGAUUGUAUCUCUCUCACCCUUCAUAAUCAUGUCAAUCCUCGCGAUACCCAAAAUUAAACCUCGCAGAUGGAUCAGUCUCGGGGACAAAGGGGUGAAGAAGGACUGGAAUCUGUUCUUCAACACCUUGUUUUGGAACCUCAAUUUCUGGGACAGCGUCAGCACACUAGCCGGGGAAGUCGACAAGCCAGCCAAGACGUUCCCGCUAGCGCUACUGAUCGCAGUGAUCUUCACCUGCGUCUCUUACCUGAUCCCUCUCUUCGCCGUGAUCGGCGCCGUCGCGGUUGAACAAUCCGCCUGGGAAUCAGGGUUCCACGCCACGGCUGCAGAGCUAAUUGCCGGGAAGUGGUUGAAAUACUGGGUGGAGAUCGGCGCGGCAUUGUCUGCUGUGGGGCUCUUCGAGGCCCAGCUGAGCAGCUGCGUGUACCAGCUGCUGGGCAUGGCUGAUUUGGGCAUCCUGCCGAUAUUCUUCGCCCUGAGAUCGAAGUGGUUCAACACUCCUUGGGUCGGGAUACUGGUGUCGACGGUGAUCACACUGGGUUGCUCGUACAUGGACUUCGCGGACAUAAUUUCGUCGGCGAAUUUUCUGUACACGCUGGGGAUGCUGCUCGAGUUCGCGGCGUUCCUGUGGCUGAGGAGGAAGCUCCCCGAGCUGAAGAGGCCCUACAGGGUUCCAAUGAGGCUCCCCGGGUUGAUUGUGAUGUGCUUGAUUCCUUCUGGGUUCUUGGUGAUCAUCAUGGUGGUUGCUACAAAGACUGUUCUUUUGGUCAGUGGGCUAAUGACUGCUGGCGCAGUUGGGUGGUUCUUCCUGAUGAAGUUUUGUAAGGCGAAGAGGCUGUGCAUAUUCAACAGUGAAAGCAGCAGUGUUGCUGAAGAUGAAUGAGUAACAGAAACAAAAGUUAGCAGCUUUAGAAUGUAUUCUGAAUUUGGUUGCGUUCAAUUUGUGGCAAUUCCUCUUGUAUUUGUAACUUGUAAGGUUGUAUGAAAAGGUUUAGAUUUUAGACUAGAACUGAUUUAAGAAUCACAGAAACAUGACUGAUCAAAAUAUUUGAUUCACCGGAAGUGGUUAAGCAUCAUACACAGGCCUGUAUAAGGUUCAGUAUAACCUUCUCUCAACAACUCGAGUUAUUGGGAUCAAUUGGUUCUUGACAUGGUAUCUGAGCCUUCUGUGACCGAGAGGUCUUGUAUUCGAUUCCUGGUGACCCCCAUUUGUGAAUUACAUGGUAUUCUUGUCUUCAGACCUAUGCAAACUUAAAGCCCUUGUGAGUUGCUUUCGUUUGAGGGGGGCGUGUCAGUGUUGUGGUA